UGUGUGUGUGCGGGGGGGGGGGCAGCAACAUUUGCAUUUUUCGGAGUUUUGCUGGUACAGACGGUGGUGGUUCUUGGCAUUGAUAUGCCUCCACAUAAACGAGUAGCAUUACCUGCUCUUUCUCCGACUAUGGAGCACGGUACAGUUGUCAGUUGGCAGAAGCAAGAGGGAGAUCAACUGAGUGAGGGUGACUUGCUUUGUGAAAUAGAGACAGACAAAGCUACGAUGGGUUUUGAGACGCCAGAAGAAGGUUACCUUGCUAAGAUUGUCAUUCCCGAAGGUACAAAAGAUGUUCCAAUUGGAAAGUUGCUUUGUAUCAUUGUUGAAAACGAAUCCGACGUGGCAGCAUUCAAAGACUUCAAGGACGAUGGUAGCGGAGCUCCAGCUCCUGCUCCAUCAGCAGCGACAUCUCCACUGCCACCACCAUCACCUUCAUCUGCUGCAGCACCUGGUGGGCGCGUAAGCGCUACUCCUUAUGCGAAGAAGCUUGCCAGUGAACAAGGUCUUGAUCUUAAUGCAGUUUCGGGCACAGGUCCACACGGACGUAUCCUAGCAUCUGAUCUUGCAAGAGCUCCAUCUACAGGCUUCGCUGGAUCAGCAGUAGGCAAGGCAGCAGGAGUACCUGGUGCUCAAUACACCGACAUUCCUCUUACAAAUAUGAGACGCACCAUAGCCAAACGAUUGACGGAAAGCAAAAGUACUAUUCCUCACUACUACCUCACUUCUGAGAUUAAUAUGGAUGCACUGCUCAAGGUACGUGAAAAACUAAAUGAUUUGCUUGCUAAGGGCACUGUUGGAGGGACAAAGAUAUCGAUCAAUGACUUUAUCGUUAAGGCUUCUGCGUUGGCUUGCCUACGUGUACCCGAGGCAAAUAGCUUCUGGAUGGAGUCGUUUAUCCGACAAAAUAAUACAGUUGACGUGAGCGUGGCCGUAAGCACACCUGCUGGACUGAUAACGCCGAUAGUUUUCAAUGCCCAUGCUAAGGGUCUAGCUACAAUUUCAAGUGAGAUCAACGAAUUGGCGGCCCGUGCCAGAGAUGGUAAACUUCAACCAAAUGAGUACCAGGGUGGUACCUUCACUGUCUCCAAUCUCGGCAUGUUUGGUAGCAUCAGUGAUUUUACUGCAAUAAUAAACCCACCACAAUCAUGCAUUCUUGCCGUUGGUGGAGCUGAAACGAAGAUGAUUCCCUGUGAUAAGGAAGGAUAUCGUAGCGUGAAAGUGAUGAAAGUGACCUUGUCAUGUGACCACCGUGUAGUAGAUGGAGCAGUUGGAGCCGUCUGGUUACGUCAUUUCAAGGAAUUCUUGGAGAAGCCGCAUACUAUGCUUCUUUAG
This is a messenger RNA of Angiostrongylus costaricensis, 1332 nucleotides long. The record is from the annotation of a GenBank genome assembly. Lineage: Eukaryota; Metazoa; Nematoda; Chromadorea; Rhabditida; Metastrongylidae.